CCUUGCACAAUGUCCUUGAAACCAAGAGUAGUAGAUUUUGAUGAAACAUGGAACAAACUUUUAACUACUAUCAAAGCUGUUGUCACAUUGGCAUACGUCGAAAGAGCAACAUGGAAUGAUCACUUCUCAGAUAUCUAUGCUUUAUGUGUGGCCUAUCCUGAACUCCUUGGAGAAAGACUUUAUACAGAAACUAAGAUUUUUUUGGAAAAUCACGUUCGGCAUUUGCACAGGACAGUUCUGGAAUCUGAAGAACAAGUACUUGUUAUGUAUCAUAGGUAUUGGGAAGAAUAUAGCAAGGGUGCAGACUAUAUGGACUGCUUAUAUAGUGAUCGCGGUGGAGAAGACCCAAAUCAGAAAGCAAUCCAUGGGGUUAUUGACUCCUUUGUUCAUGUUGAGCAGUAUAAGAAAAAAUUCCCCAUGAAGUUUUAUCAGGAACUAUUUGAGUCCUCCUUUCUGACUGAAACAGGAGAGUAUUAUAAACAAGAAUCUUCAAAUUUAUUACAAGAAUCAAGCUGCUCACAGUAUAUGGAAAAGGUUCUAGGUAGAUUAAAAGAUGAAGAAAUUCGAUGUCGAAAAUACUUAAAUGCAAGUUCAUAUACUAAAGUGAUACAUGAAUGUCAACAAUGAAUGGUAGCAGACCACUUACAGUUCUUACACGCAGAAUGUCACAGUAUCAUUCAACAGGAGAAGAAAAAUGACAUGGAAAAUGUCUUACUCUGUGCUGUGUCCACUGGUUUACCUCAUAGGAUUCAGGAGCUGCAAAACCAUAUCCACAAUGAGGGCCUUAGAGGAACCAGUAACCUUACUCAGGAAAAUAUGCCAACUCUAUUUGUGGAAUCAGUUUGGGAAGUACACGGUAAAUUUGUUCAACUUAUUAACACUGUUUUGAAUGGUGAUCAGCACUUUAUGAGUGCACUGGAUAAGGCCCUUACAUCAGUUGUAAAUUACAGAGAACCCAAGUCUGUGUGCAAAGCACCUGAACUGCUUGCUAAGUACUGUGACAACUUACUAAAGAAAUCAGCAAAAGGGAUGACAGAGAAUGAAGUGGAAGACAAACUCACAAGCUUCAUCACUGUUUUCAAAUAUAUUGAUGAUAAAGAUGUUUUUCAAAAGUUCUACGCAAGAAUGCUGGCAAAACGUCUAAUUCAUGGGUUAUCUAUGUCUAGGGAUUCUGAAGAAGCCACGAUCAAUAAACUAAAGCAAGCCUGUGGUUAUGAGUUUACCAGCAAGCUACAUCGGAUGUAUACAAAUAUGAGCGUCAGUGCUGAUCUCAACAAUAAGUUCAACAAUCUUAUCAAAAAUCAAGACACAGUAAUAGAUUUGGGAAUUAGUUUUCAAAUAUAUGUUCUACAGGCUGGUGCAUGGCCUCUAACUCAGGCUCCUUCAUCCACAUUUGCGAUUCCCCAGGAAUUAGGGAAAAGUGUAUAGAUGUUUGAAUUAUUUUACAGCCAGCAUUUCAGUGGAAGGAAACUGACAUGGUUACAUUAUCUGAGUACAGGUGAAGUUACAAUGAACUAUUUGGGCAAACCAUAUGUAGCCAUGGUCACAACAUACCAAAUAGCAGUCCUUCUUGCCUUUAACAACAAUGAAACUGUCAGCUAUAAAGAGCUUCAAGACAGCACUUCGAUGAAUAAAAAGGAACUGACAAAAACAAUCAAAUCAUUGCUUGAUAUGAAAAUGAUUAACCACGAUUCAGAAAAGGAAGACUUCAAUGCAGAAUCUUCAUUUUCAAGAAAUACGAACUUUAGCAGUAAAAGAACAAAAUUUAAAAUCACUACAUCUAUGCAGAAAGACACUCCACAGGAAAUGGAGCAGACUAGAGCUGUUGAUGAGGACCGGAAAACGUAUCUCCAAGCUGCUAUAGUUUGUAUCAUGAAAGCAUGGAAAAUGCUUCGGCCCAAUGCUCUUAUUCAAGAGGUGAUUAGCCAGUCAAGAGCUAGGUUUAAUCCCAGUAUCAGCAUGAUUAAGAAGUGUAUUGAAGUUCUGAUAGACAAACAGUACAUCGAACGCAGCCAAGCAUCGGCAGAUGAGUAUAGCUACGUCGCGUGA
Molecule: messenger RNA, 2049 nt
Organism: Otolemur garnettii (small-eared galago)
Lineage: Eukaryota; Metazoa; Chordata; Mammalia; Primates; Galagidae
Product: cullin-2-like
Biological process (GO): protein ubiquitination; SCF-dependent proteasomal ubiquitin-dependent protein catabolic process
Cellular component (GO): SCF ubiquitin ligase complex; Cul2-RING ubiquitin ligase complex
Molecular function (GO): ubiquitin protein ligase binding
Source: RefSeq, a predicted model, not a curated record